This is a messenger RNA of Gadus macrocephalus (Pacific cod), 3361 nucleotides long. RefSeq names its product calcitonin gene-related peptide type 1 receptor-like. Gene Ontology annotation, molecular function: adrenomedullin receptor activity; calcitonin receptor activity; calcitonin gene-related peptide receptor activity. Gene Ontology annotation, biological process: adenylate cyclase-activating G protein-coupled receptor signaling pathway; cell surface receptor signaling pathway; angiogenesis. The coding region runs from base 150 to 1556 and encodes 468 amino acids. The transcript has 13 exons. The record is from RefSeq and is a predicted model, not a curated record. Gene Ontology annotation, cellular component: plasma membrane. NCBI's taxonomy places the organism in Eukaryota, Metazoa, Chordata, Actinopteri, Gadiformes, Gadidae.
CUGCUCAUCCUCCUCGCCUCUCCCAUUCCACUGCUCCGUGCGGGACAGUCUUCGUUAGGGCAGUGUGCGUUGGGACAGAGCGGAGGGUGCACGCCCACAGCUGAAAACCCUCAAGGACAUUGCCGAGUUUUUUCGCAGGGGAGCUAUCAAUGGAAAGAGUUGCCAUGACGACCAGGGCGGUGACGGUGUCUCUGCUGAUGUGGCUCUACCUCAGUCAGCCUGCUGCGGUCGCUAGCUCGGAGGCUAACGCCGCGGAGUCCAAACAGACCAACCAUCACCACGGCGGCAACCGGAUCACAACGGCGCAGUACGAGUGCUUCCAGAGGAUACUGAAGGAGUCCCACCCCCAAACAGGCCCGAUGUGCAACAGAACCUGGGAUGGGUGGCUCUGUUGGGACCAGACGGAGGCCGGCUUCACCACAGAGCAGUUUUGUCCGGACUACUUCGAAGACUUUGACCCUAAAGCGAUGGCGUCCAAGGUGUGUACGGACGAGGGCCAGUGGGGGCGCCACCCCGAGAGCAGCCGGACCUGGACCAACUACACCACCUGCAAGACCCACACGGUGCAGGGUCACAAGACUGCGGUGAACCUCUUCUACCUGGCUCUGCUUGGUCACGGCCUGUCUCUGACCUCACUCCUCAUCUCCUUGGCGAUAUUCUUCCACUUCAAAACUUUAAGCUGCCAGAGGAUCACACUCCACAAGAACCUGUUCUUCUCCUUCGUGCUGAACUCGGGCAUCACCAUCAUCUGGUAUACCACGGUGAACAACCACAACGACCCCAUGCAGAGUAACACCGUGAGCUGCAAGGUGAUCAUGUUCAUCCACCUCUACCUGAUGACGUGUAACUACUUCUGGAUGCUGUGUGAGGGCAUCUACCUGCACACGCUCAUCGUGGUGGCCGUGUUCGCAGAGAAACAGCAUCUGUUGUGGUACUACCUGCUGGGAUGGGGUUUCCCGUUGGUUCCAGCCCUGAUUCACGCGGUGGCCCGGUACUGCUAUUACAACGACACCUGUUGGAUCCGAUCGGACACGUCACUGCUCUACAUCAUCCACAGUCCCAUCUGUGCUGCAUUACUGGUAAACUUAUUCUUCCUGCUCAACAUCGUGCGCGUGCUCAUCACCAAGCUGAAGGUGACCCACAAGGCGGAGUUCAGCCUCUACAUGAAGGCCGUGAGGGCCACCCUGAUCCUCAUCCCCCUCCUGGGCAUCCAUUUUGUCCUGUUGCCCUACAAGGGCCCCUCUGAGGUGUACCAGUACGUCAUGAACAUCUUCAUUCACACCCAGGGUCUUCUAGUGGCCACCAUAUUUUGCUUCUUCAACGGAGAGGUCCAGACGGUCCUACGGAGACACUGGAACCAGCAGCGCAUGCAGUUCGGCGGCACCUUCGCCAACGCCGACGUCUUCCGCUCCGCCUCCUACGUGGCCUCGUCCCUGACGGAGGUGCACCGCUGCUACAGCAUCGAGAGCCACACCGAGUACCUGAACGGGAAGAACUACCAGGACAUCCAGACGCCCGUGCACACCAUCCACAGAUCGGACAUGCCCUUCGCCUGAGCCACCGGCCACCGCAGCCCCGACGACCACCCUCCCAAAAAAAAAACGUCCAAUCAGAGACUCAGACUCCAUGUUUAGAUAUCUAAACCAAUCAAUCACAGGGUGGAGUUACCGUUCCUGUGAAGAUUGGUGCGUCAAGAGUCAUGGCGGCCAGCUCCCACCUGUGUACUUGAAGACGCGUGGGAAAUUUGUGUCUCGAAACAACGUCACACUUGGGUCAGAAUCGACAUCAGCGGGAGACAUUGCGUGAAUUAUUUGACAUAUUCCUUUAUAUUUUCCAUCCCGACGCUUCACCUAAGGCCUGCCUCAAUGAUCACAGAGCCUGGGAGGGUUUCUGAGGGAGAUAUUCAAGAUAAUUUGAGUCCAAUGUCUCGGUUCCUAUAGUCAGAAUAAAAGUUUGUAAAUAUUCACAUGCUCUAGAACAGACACACUGAAGUGAGAAGCCGCAAAUCAGCUCAUCGAAUGGAGCUAGCCUGCUUCCCGUAUUGGGGAUCGAAAGCAUCUACUGUAAACCCAACACUGGAUUUUAACUGGACAGAUGUCUACCCUUGGAUUCUUGGAUUAUUGGGGGUUACGCAGGGCGGAACCUUCAAACAGUGCACAGAAAAGAAAAAAUAAUGUCUCAAUAACUACUUAUAUUGGAUUAUUUGAAAGGUCACAUGGGUAACAAAUUCAGGCAGGUCCCUGAUCGGUAUGCAGAUAGAUAAAUACAUUUAGGAAGUAAAUAUGAAACAUGAAAAUACAGAACAUUUAUUUUCGUUUUUUUUUAUUGACUUUCCCUUUAUUUAUUUCUAUGUGACUUUACAAAUGCUCUAAUAAUAUCAGACACUCGUGAUAACUAUUUAUGCGUUUGUUUAAUGACUAAUUUGUUUUUUGGACGUGGUCAGCCCUACAUAGUCUAACACUGACCCCCGUCGUACAGGAAGAGAAAUUAAACCAUUUAUGUUCCUAUAUAUCCUUCCAGGAACACUUAGCAGGGCGUGGGUAGUUUUCAACAUAUCAUUGUCCAUAUCUGCCCGUUUUACUUCUGAGAACAAUAAUCAUGGAAUACUAAGUCAACUGGGACGGCUAACGGCCAGCUAAAAGAUAUUAUUUUGUAUUUGAAAUAUGCAUAUGUUUUAUGUUAGUGAAAGCAAUGAAUACAAUCAUUACUGUAUUAAAAUCACUGAAAUAAUAUAAAAGCAUCAAAUUUGUGAGAACUUUAUAUGUCAAAUGACAAUCCAAUUCCCAACUGAUUCCAUAUUAGUUUGAGUUAUUCCAAGAUGUAUCCUUAUACUUAUAGCAGUUAUACACAAUGGGACAAGUGGACAAUAUAGUGAAUAUGGAAAUAGAAAAGAGACAUGCACAGAUGCCCAAUAUUUAUUAUUUUUUUCCAAAAUUCCAAAAUUCUGGAACAGUGCCAGUGAAAACAACAGGAGGUAAUGGAGAGUGGGACUUUGUGUCUAAUGCAAUUCCUUAGGGAUAGCCGUACUGGGAGCUAACAAAAUAAAAGUCCUCAUGUAGCGAUAGCAUAUUCUGGGAGCUAACAAAAUAAAAGUCCUCAUGCAGCGAUAGCACAUUCUGGGAACUAACAAAAUAAAAGUCUUAAUGUAGAGAUAGCACAUUCUAGGAACAGAAUGAACAGUGGCCGGCUAAUCUUUCAAAUAUCUUUUAAAUUCCUCUUAUUGUUAUAAUCACAGCAAAAUAGAAACUACGAACACGGAUUGAAUAAGUGCAGAUCAAAUCAUGUGUCGAUGCGUCAACAAACACUUUUACAAUAACUAAAUUCCCAUUAACGAAGUCCAUGUUGGAUGUUGUUACUGACG